Messenger RNA from Dreissena polymorpha, 723 nucleotides. RefSeq lists its product as uncharacterized. The transcript has a single exon. The coding region runs from base 1 to 723 and encodes 240 amino acids. NCBI's taxonomy places the organism in Eukaryota, Metazoa, Mollusca, Bivalvia, Myida, Dreissenidae. The record is from RefSeq and is a predicted model, not a curated record.
AUGGUGUCAGAAGACGAUGUGUGCCUGCCUCGAAUGGACAAUCUUACAAGAGCCGUCAACUUACACUGCCAGAAGAUGCGCUCACAAGAACCAUGUGACUUGAAUUUUGACCUUGACAGGGAAUACAUAGGUGACAACUUUAUACUCGAUGACAUCAGUUAUGAAGACCAACGACAUAUAGUGUUCGCAACAACGGAACAACUCGGUGAAUUAAAACAAUCAAGAAAGUGGUUUGUAGAUGGGACUUUCAAACUGGUCAAACGUCCCUUCUACCAACUAGUGACUAUUCAUGCCUUCGUAAGAAAAGGCGAAGAUACCAAACAGGUACCACUGGUAUAUAUUCUUAUGUCACGAAGAACCAAGCAAGACUACAUUCAAGUCCUAUCCAGCAUUCACCGCUACCUGGAUUCCCCUCUUGUUGAGUGGUUCAUGGUCGAUUUCGAAGCUGCAGCCUGGCAGGCGAUCAGAGACGUGUUCCCCGGUUGUGUAAUAAAAGGCUGUGUCUUUCACUGGGUGCAGCGAAUCUAUAGGAAAGUAAUGAACGAGGGGUUUAAGACCGCAUACACCAACAAAGGCGACAAGUAUCUGUUCUUACGGAAGGUAAUGUCACUCCCAUACCUACCAGAUGAGCACAUAACAUCAGCCUUCAAUCAACUGCACCAACAGGCAACUGAAGUCGGGGGUCCGGUGUUGAAAGUACUGGACUACGUGGAGAAAACGUGA